This is a messenger RNA of Peronospora farinosa, 540 nucleotides long. Lineage: Eukaryota; Oomycota; Peronosporomycetes; Peronosporales; Peronosporaceae. The record is from the annotation of a GenBank genome assembly.
AUGGGCACUAGUGAUGACGAGGGCGUCGCAUUCCGAUCGAAUGCACUCGAUAUAGUGAGUUCUUGGCUGCUUGGUGGAGAUGGCAAUGAGGACAAGAUAAAGCAGGAGAUGCAACAGAAAGAACGCCGCCCCGUGACACUAUAUCGUCCUUCUUCGUCCUCUGCGCCGAGUCUUACGCGACCCAAUGCCGGUCAUGUGGACGUGACACUGACGGAGACGGAGCGCGAGAUGAAGCGCAAGCUACUGCGUAAAUCUCGAGGAAGUCACCUAGAGGAGGCAGCUCUAGCAGAAAAAGAAGUGCAAACGCAGUGGGACGAAGCACAAGACGAAGAAGAACAGGAACUUGUGCGUCUUAAGACACAGACACCGAAGGACGAUAGGAAACGGAAACGUACAGUACAAGACGAAUUGCUGGAUAAACUGAGAGAAGAUGCAGCUAAGAAAAAGGCAAAGAACCUGAAGCGAAAGCUGCAACUACAGCGCAAGAAGCAGCAGCAGCAGCGACAGCUGUACCAGAACGAUGUCACCGCCGUGAAUUGA